AUGUCUGUGUGGAAACAUUCACGGCGGUCAAGAAACAACCCGAAGUCUUCCGAUGAAGCAGAAAGGCCAAUAUUGUCGAGCAGCUCUGACCGAAGGUCUAGCGGCAAGAGAUCGUCAUUUUUACAUUCUCACAAAGACAAGCGUAAGAGUGAACCUCCAAGUAAAACCCUGGCUGAGGUGUUUGAUGAGAAGUACCAGGGCGUCUACAGGCCGUUAUACUCAAGAGUGUUUGUGAAAUUGCAAGACCUACAAAAUAUAGAAGGCAAUGGGAGAGUGACUCUCAAUGAUCUCGAGAAAGGAUGUGACUCGCUUCCACAUGAAGACGAUAUUUGGGAAUACAGAGGCUACUGCUCAGAGCUCAACAAAGUACAAAGUAAGCUGAAGCAAGCUAAAGACAUCGGUUCCCAUGGAGUCGAAGAUCUCGAAGAGGAAGAACGAUGGGCUAAAGAUGAUAAAGAGAGCCAUGAACAAUGCAUAGAUUAUGCUCUCGAGCAACUCUGUCAAGCGUUUAACCUGCAGAGCAAUGUUGCAAAAGCCACUAAUGCAAGUGAUCAGAGUCUGUCAGGCAAAUCCCAGGUCAUAGAAGAUUAUGAGUACCUUCUUGAGUUCUGGCGGAGGAGGGACCUUGAAAAUCUUGCAAAAUCAAUCGAAUUCCUCAGACAGGCUAGAAAUUAUCAAAGGUUGAUCCUUGAUGAUUAUUAUUGGAGACACAACUAUGCUGGGUUGAUACAAGAGCUCUCGAGUGAAGUCGAAAAAAUUAAUGAGAAAGUUGAAAAAUUAAGAUGGUCUGAGAGAUCUGAAGAAAGUGUGAAAGCAUUAUUAGCUACUGAACAAGACCUGCAGGAUAUUAAAAGAAAGAUCAAUACUGAACUUGCAUGGAUAGCCAAACACUUUAGUUAUCGCAAUAAAAAUAAAGAAACUGCACUCAGAAAUGUUCAAACCUUAUGGGAAAAUGAACGAUUUAAGGAACAGCUAGAGAACCUAAAAGUAGGAGAUAAAAACCAUACAGAGAAUGAGAGAGAGCGUCCUGGACACACAAGCAGAGGACAUAAACCAAAGAAAUGA
This is a messenger RNA of Fomitiporia mediterranea MF3/22, 1065 nucleotides long. RefSeq lists its product as uncharacterized. Bases 1 to 1065 code for a protein of 354 amino acids. The record is from RefSeq and is a predicted model, not a curated record. Lineage: Eukaryota; Fungi; Basidiomycota; Agaricomycetes; Hymenochaetales; Hymenochaetaceae. The transcript has a single exon.